AUGUCUUCAUUUUUUGCUUCAAAAGCAUUUGUAGUCACAGGAGGGGCGAGCGGAAUUGGCCUUAGUACCGUAUUGGAGUUGGCUAGCUAUGGAGCUACUGUUCACGCCGUUGACUUGGCUACUUCAUGCCCUCCCAUACUCAAACGCGAGAAAGUUUAUUACCAUGGAUCGACGAAUAUAUCUUCUAGGACGGAUGUAUCAAGGGCAUUUCAAAAUGUUUACAAGCAUAGCCCAGAGGUGUACGGACUAGUCACCAGUGCAGGCAUCUGCCCUUCAAGCGGAGUACGGAUCGAGAGCGACGAGACUUUUAAGAACAUAGUGGACGUCAACUUGAUUGGUACUUGGAACUGCGCUACAGAACUCUUAAGAUGCAUAGAGGCGUCUGAUGAUGGCUCAUUGAAGUCAGAUCGAGCAAGUCUUGUAUUGAUCGGCUCAAGCGCAUCACUUAAAGGCUUCCCAACUCUUGGUAGAUAUGCUCCGAGCAAGCAUGCUGUAGCGGGACUGACAAGAGUGUGGUCAGAGGACUUUGCUCCUUUUGGAGUGCGUGUCAAUCUUGUUGCACCAAGUGGAACAGAUACCCCGAUGACUCGAGACGUGCUAGCUCGCGCGAAAGCGGUUGGACCAGAAGAAGGGAAACGUAUACGAGACCAUGCUGAAAACCUUGUGCCUAUGAAAAGGCAGGGACGCCCUGAAGAGAUUGCUGAUGGGAUUUACUAUGUGCCUCAGCCACUUGUUCACAAAUGUCUGUUGUGUGCUAUUAGCUUUCCAAGUUCCAAGUUGAUAAGACAAGGGAGUUCACAAGAAUUUAUUGACUUGAGUAAGCCUUUAGUGGAGUUUUGGUAA
Bipolaris zeicola 26-R-13 is the source of this 843-nucleotide messenger RNA. RefSeq lists its product as uncharacterized. Bases 1 to 843 code for a protein of 280 amino acids. NCBI's taxonomy places the organism in Eukaryota, Fungi, Ascomycota, Dothideomycetes, Pleosporales, Pleosporaceae. The transcript has 2 exons. The record is from RefSeq and is a predicted model, not a curated record.